This is a messenger RNA of Anastrepha obliqua, 792 nucleotides long. It is a transcript of the gene Alg13, whose product is annotated as UDP-N-acetylglucosamine transferase subunit ALG13 homolog. The record is from RefSeq and is a predicted model, not a curated record. Gene Ontology annotation, biological process: dolichol-linked oligosaccharide biosynthetic process. The transcript has a single exon. Lineage: Eukaryota; Metazoa; Arthropoda; Insecta; Diptera; Tephritidae. The coding region runs from base 106 to 627 and encodes 173 amino acids. Gene Ontology annotation, molecular function: hexosyltransferase activity.
CAUUCGAUUUUAUGUUAUGUUUAUCAGCUCAUUAAGUUCGUGUACUAGCAAAAAAAUUUUCUAACGCUUGUCUGUACUUCGUAACUAUUACUAAAAUAUUAAAAAAUGUAUUUCAAAACAAUUUAUGUCACAGUGGGGACUACCAAAUUUGAUGAGCUUAUUAACGAAGUCGUGUCUUCUCGAUGUUUGCACGCUUUACAGCAGCGGGGUUGUCAAAAGUUGGUCAUCCAGCACGGUCAUGGGAGACCUGUACAAAAUGUAAAUCACAUUCGCCAAGUAUAUGGUAUCACACUUGAACAAUACGACUUCAAGCUUGAAACACCAAGAACUGAUAUACUGGAUGCUGAUCUGAUAAUAGGUCAUGCAGGCGCCGGCACUUGUAUGGACAUAUUGAAUCACAGUCGACCCGGUAUCAUAGUGGUCAAUGACAGAUUAAUGGAUAAUCAUCAGAAAGAAUUGGCACAGGAACUGAGUAAAGAAGGAUACGUAUUUUAUUCUAAUGUGGAAGGACUGGCCAAAAUAAUAGAGCAAGCGGAUGUAACUAAGUUGCAGGCAUAUGAAAAACGUAAUAAUAUACCACAUUUUGUGAAUUACUUGAACGAGAUGAUGAUUGCUUCAUAUUUUUAAUUACUACAUAUAUAUAUAUUAUACUUAUUAAAAGAGGAGUAAUGGAAAUUCUAAUGGGAUAAAUAAGAAUUCAUUUAAUUUUUAUAAGAUUUUUAAUGUGAAACGCGAAAAUAAGUGCGUUGAGUUUCUAUAGGUUACAAUAAAAUUACAAAAUGAUAAAAAGCA